Messenger RNA from Phascolarctos cinereus (koala), 2835 nucleotides. It is a transcript of the gene DTX1, whose product is annotated as deltex E3 ubiquitin ligase 1. The record is from RefSeq and is a predicted model, not a curated record. Gene Ontology annotation, biological process: Notch signaling pathway; protein ubiquitination. NCBI's taxonomy places the organism in Eukaryota, Metazoa, Chordata, Mammalia, Diprotodontia, Phascolarctidae. Gene Ontology annotation, molecular function: zinc ion binding.
UUCUGUGGCUCUAGGCCUGUGGAGGCCUGGACUGGACCAAUCACUGACUCAUGGACAUCAGCAGCUGCAGGGUAUCUCAGCAGAAGGUGGCUUAGCUGUGGUCAGGCGGCUUCCUGACCCCUUCUCCUUUGAGAGGAGAGAGAAGGGCACAAUUGGACUUUCUCGGCCCUCCAGUCCCCCUCUCCUGGGGACCCUCAGCUGUGGUUGCACCAUGUCCAGGCCAGGCCCUGGGGCACUGAUCUCCAUCAAUGGCCUGGGGUUCCCACCCCAAAACCUGGCCAGGGUGGUGGUAUGGGAGUGGCUGAAUGAAUACAGCCGCUGGCGCCCCUACACGGCCACGGUGUGCCAUCACAUUGAGAAUGUGCUCAAGGAGGAUGCCAGGGGCAGCGUGGUCCUUGGCCAGGUGGAUGCCCAGCUGGUGCCCUACAUUAUUGACCUGCAGUCCAUGCACCAGUUCCGCCAGGACACAGGGACGAUGCGGCCGGUCCGAAGGAACUUCUAUGACCCGUCCUCGGCACCUGGGAAGGGCAUCGUGUGGGAGUGGGAGAACGACGGUGGCUCCUGGACACCGUAUGACAUGGACAUCUGCAUCACCAUCCAGAAUGCCUAUGAGAAGCAGCAUCCGUGGCUGGACCUUUCUUCACUGGGCUUUGGCUACGUGAUUUAUUUCAACAGCAUGUCUCAGAUGAACCGGCAGACCCAGCGGAAGAGGCGGGUGAGGCGGCGCAUGGACCUUGCCUACCCACUGACCAUUGGUUCCAUCCCCAAAUCCCAGUCCUGGCCAGUGGGCGCCAACUCGGGCCAGCCGUGUUCUUGCCAGCAGUGCCUGUUAGUCAACAGUACCCGGGCUGCUUCUAAUGCCAUCCUUGCCUCACAGCGAAGGAAGAUGUACCAGGCCUCGGGCAAUGGCACGGGGACAGGCACGUUGCCCGUGCGCCAGAGUAACACCUUCAACGGGACCGGGACUACACUGUGGGCUGGGGGCACUGGCCCCCCGGGAGGGGCAGCCAAGGGGGAGCCCGGGCGGUCACCUGGUGGGGCACCAGGGGGCAACUUUUCUCGGAGCCAGAGUGCUCCUGGUGGUGCCCAGCUCCCCAGACAAAACAAUCUGAACCGGCCGGGAACUCAGCGUGUGGCCGUCCUGAGUACCAGGGCAUCUAUUCCACCUGGGGUCCCAGCACUCCCUGUGAAGAAUCUGAAUGGCACAGGACCUGUGCACCCAGCCCUGGCAGGGAUGACAGGAAUCCUGAUGUGUGCAGCAGGGCUGCCAGUCUGCCUGACCCGGGCUCCUAAACCCAUCCUACACCCACCUCCCAUUAAUAAGAGUGACAUCAAACCUGUGCCUGGCAUCCCAGGCAUCUGCCGGAAAACCAAGAAGAAACAACUGAAAAAGAGUAAGAAUCCUGAGGAUGUGGUUCGAAGAUACAUGCAGAAGGUGAAGAAUCCGCCUGAUGAGGACUGCACUAUCUGUAUGGAGCGACUGGUCACCGCAUCCGGCUAUGAGGGUGUUCUCCGCCACAAGGGUGUGAGGCCAGAGCUUGUGGGCAAGCUGGGCAAGUGCGGGCACAUGUACCACCUCCUGUGCCUGGUGGCCAUGUACAACAGCGGUAACAAGCAGGAUGGCAGCCUUCAGUGCCCCACCUGUAAGGCCAUUUAUGGGGAGAAAACGGGGACUCAACCCCCUGGGAAGAUGGAAUUCCACCUCAUCCCCCAUUCACUCCCUGGCUACACGGACACCCAGACUAUCCGAAUCGUCUAUGACAUCCCUACUGGGAUCCAGGGUCCAGAGCACCCCAACCCUGGCAAGAAGUUCACAGCGAGAGGCUUCCCCCGGCACUGCUACUUGCCUGACAACGAGAAGGGCCGCAAGGUGCUCCGCCUACUCAUCAUGGCCUGGGACCGGAGGCUGAUCUUCACCAUUGGCACGUCCAACACCACGGGUGAAUCAGAUACCGUGGUCUGGAACGAGAUUCACCACAAGACGGAGUUUGGCUCCAACCUCACUGGACAUGGCUACCCGGACCCCAACUACCUGGACAACGUCUUGGCAGAGCUCACAGCCCAGGGAGUCUUGGAGCCAUCCUCAAAGGACUGAGACCUGGGGCCCUCCUCCAGGCUGUCCAUGCUCCUUGCUCUACUGGACAUCUCUCACUCUUCUAUCCCUUCACCCUCCACUGCCCCCCCCACCUGGCAGGCUUCCAGGAUCCCUCCUACCCGGGAAGGUGGAAAUCAGUCCUACCAGGGUCUAGGCUGGGGACAAAUAUUUAGAUCUUCCCUCUUUCAGUAUGACAGCAAGUGACAGAUUGACAAGCAAACACACAUUCUUGGGAGGGAGGAAAUACAUACACACCAAAAAACCCUCCAAGAAAACACCCUGGGCUCCUGAAUGAAAUAAUACUUUCCAUUUAAUAGCAUUCAGUUUACAAAACACUUUCCUCACAACAACCCUAUGAGGUGGGCAAGUCAGGUAUUUGUGGUUCCAUUUUACAGAUGAAUAAACUGAUGUUCAGGCAAGGGGAAAUGACUUAGAACUGGAAGAAAUCUUAGAGAUCUGCUGGUCUGAACUACUCAUCUGCUCAGAGCAGAAGAGGCUUGUCCAAGACCACACAGCCAGGAAGUAACAGAUCUGUGCCUUGGCUGACACACUAACCUAACGGGAAUUUAGCAUCUCACCCAUGUUAUCACACACACACACACACACACACACACACACACACACACACACAUCAUAGAGAAACACCCAGAACUGUCUAGAAGCACCCACCUCCCUCUCCCCCUCCCCCAUCCUCUGUCUCUCCCUCCUUCCCUCCCCCUCUCCCUUUCCCUCCCCCACUA